Messenger RNA from Arabidopsis lyrata subsp. lyrata, 327 nucleotides. RefSeq names its product putative defensin-like protein 139. Lineage: Eukaryota; Viridiplantae; Streptophyta; Magnoliopsida; Brassicales; Brassicaceae. The record is from RefSeq and is a predicted model, not a curated record. The transcript has 2 exons.
GGUACAAGUUGUUCGGCAUUUAUUUUAUUCGUAAAACAUCAUCAAUUCGCUUGGAGUACGUAACCCAACAUGAGUAAAUCCUUGCAACUUUCUGUCACCGUUCUAUGCAUCUUCACCAUCCUCGUUCUAGGGGAGAUAAGGAUGGCAAAGGGCCAACCAUUGGGGAAGAUGGAAAAUUGUUAUGAGAUCCUAAAAUGGGGAGAAUGUGUACCCAAAAACUGUGCCUUUUCAUGUACACUCAAGAGACAUGGCAAGGGUGAUUGCAUUCGAGCCUACGAUGAUAAUCGCCCCGGUUGCAUCUGCUAUUAUACUUGCUGACGCUCUUAA